This is a messenger RNA of Pseudoliparis swirei, 3680 nucleotides long. RefSeq names its product leucine rich repeat containing 59 (gene lrrc59). The coding region runs from base 1060 to 2037 and encodes 325 amino acids. NCBI's taxonomy places the organism in Eukaryota, Metazoa, Chordata, Actinopteri, Perciformes, Liparidae. The transcript has 8 exons. The record is from RefSeq and is a predicted model, not a curated record. Gene Ontology annotation, molecular function: protein binding.
GAUCAUUAGGACACAUAUUAGGUGGCCCCUUUUACAAAAAUUAUAGUAAUAUGUUUUUAAGGAACUUAUUCACUCAUUUUCCAACACAAGAUAAUCAAAAUCAAGAUCCUAUAGGACCAUAACUCUGCAUGGAAGACUAAUACAAUAAACACAUCUGUGAUUGUUCAUCCAAUACCAUUAUCAAUACAAUAAGAAAGAAAACAUUUUCUUCAGGUACUACUGUGUCUAAUGUCAAAAUUACCAAACAUACAGGGUUCUCUACUAUACUGAUCCAAAAUGGACCAUUAAAACAAAUCCUCAUCAAAGUGGCCCAGGUCAACUGCUCUCUGCUGUCAGACCACAAAAGACUUUACACAGUACGAUCAAAGUUCAUCAUAUAGGUAAAACAAAUUGUUACAAUAUAAUUUAGUAGCCGACGAAAAUGAAUAUUUGUGUAUGUGCAGUUCAUUUGUUCUCCCCUUUUGGUUAAAUUCUGUGAUGUGGCUGAAAAUGGACCAGAUAAAGAUAAAAGACAGAGAUGAAAUAGAACUUCGUGAAAUUGUUGUGCAGUGGUACAGAGUAGGAAAGAGUGAGAACACAAUAUGCAAAUUCCAAAUAUACGCAAUGCCACACGUAUUACUGGUUGAUUACAACACGUGGUAUGUAGCUGUGUAUAUGUACAUGCAUGCAUAUUAUGUUUUAAUUAAAAUGUAUAAUUACUUUUGAAAAAAUCAAUAAAUACAACGUUUUUUAAAAGUAUAAUUACUUACAUUGUAUAUUUGUAUGUAUAUAUUGAUGUAUAUAGUUAUAUGUGUUGUUCCGUUGCAUGUCCUGUAGUUCGCGCUGGGUCCUCCGGGCCUGCAGGUGGCGUUGUUUGCUUUUAACGUCUCCGCGCUGUCGUUCAAUCAAUGACGUGGACUUUCAUUGAGGCAGUCAGGACUGAAAGAAAAGAAAACAUCACCUACUCACCAACGUCUCAGGGCUUCUCCACUAACUUCUUCCACGUUAAGAAGUUGGGACCCCUCGUUUCCUUUCAGUCGUGUCCCCGCUGCCGGAGCAGACUUCACCCCAGACACCAGAAUGAGUAAAAACAGCAAAGUGUUGAACCUGAAGGAUAAAAUCAGCGGUAAUGAAGUGGACCUGAGCCUGUGUGACCUCACCGAGGUGCCAGUCAGAGAGCUGGCUUUAUUCACCAAAGCGACUGUUGUGGACUUGUCUUGCAACAACAUCACCUCCCUCCCUCCAGAGUUCUGCAACCUGACCCACCUGGUGAAGGUGGAUCUCAGUCAAAAUCAGCUGACCUGUCUGCCAGAUGACCUGGGGAACCUGGCCAGCCUUCAACAUCUGGACCUGUACAACAACAAGCUGACCACCCUGCCCGUCAGCGUCUCUCAGCUCAGGAGUCUGAAGUGGUUGGACCUGAAGGACAACCCGCUGGAGGCCGGCCUGGCCAAGGCAGCAGGAGACUGUCUGGAUGAGAAGCAGUGCAAACAGUGUGCCGCCAAGGUUCUGCAGCACAUGAGCGAGCUUCAGGAUGAGGUCGAUCGCGUACGAGAGAAACGCCGAUUGAGGGAAAAAGAGCUGGAGAGGAAGAGGGAGGUGAAGCAGAAGGAGCGGGAGGCCAAAGACAAGGAGGCUCGUAAACGGGAGAAGGCGGAGGAGAAGGAGAAGCGGAGGAAAGAGUACAACGCUCAGAUGGCGGCCGCGGCUGCGCGGGAACAACAGAAGAAGAAGACCGAGGAGAAGAAGAAGAAGAAGAACGGACAGGCGGCAGCAGAUAAAAAGGCGGCUGUGGAAAAGACGUCUAAACCUCAACGUUCGCUCCUUGGCCUGAUGUUCAAGUUCCUCCUCCUGCUGCUGCUGGGAUUGGCUGGAGUCGCCGCCGCCUGCAGGCUGACCGACCUGCAGAAGGAAGCCGUGUGUGUGCCCGUCAACGUCGCCGUGGACGACGGCUUGUCCUGGGCCAAAGAGCAGGAGGUUGUCGUCAGGCAGCUGGUGCAAAAUCUGUCGUCUGCCGCAAAGGAUUUUCUUGAAUCUACACAAGCGUCUAAGAACUAAACCCUCAUCUGCCACCCAUCGAGUUCCAGAGCUGCAGGAUUUCUUUUCCCCCCGGGGAUUUUUUUUUUUUUUUUUUUUUUUUAAUACUCUGAAAUUAUGAAUAUCAUUAAGAUGGGCAACCCUGCAUCCCCUCACCCUGUUUCUGGUGCUGGGAGGUGGAAAGUCUGUACAGAUAGACAGAGGGGGAUGCACAGAUGUGUUUAAAAUCUUCUUAAAUUCCUAUGGAAUUGUUGUCGCUUGUACCCGAUUUGUACUGCAGUCUGUUUUUAAGAAAAAGACUCACCGUCUUGGAUUCCUCCCCAUCAAACACGUUGUGCACUUUGACCAGGUUUGUGUUGCGGUGCAUUACGUGCAGCGUGGGGUGGAUUUAAGAGAUGUUCAGUGAAAAGUCAGGUGGCCCCGUCUGCUGCACUGGAGUGCCGAGUCACAUGUUAACUGCCGGUCAGAGUUGUGCACAAGCCGGUGUUCGAUGUGGCCGUCUGAGCAUGUGCAGUGAAGGCUGUUUGAAUGUAGAGCUCAGUCGUCUGAGGCCUCCUCUGUCUUUAUAGUCUUAAAUCAGUCAAACCAGCUCAAUCUCAUCGAAUAUACACACACCUCUGGCAUCAAGUGGCUCUUUACCAUAUCACAGAUCUAAUAGUAUCGUGUGAGUCUGUCAUCUGUUUUCCAGCAGUCCAGAAAUGCCAAAUAUGAUUGAGUUUAUUUAGAAACAGUGUUGUCAUUACAUACUUUGUCCAGCAGAGGGCACACUUACAAACUCAACACAACUAAUUGAUUUACAAAUAUAGUUGUAUAUAAUUUUUCUGUCAGUAGAUUAACUGACUAAUCGUUUCAGUUCAGAUUUAUGUUUAAAUUACAUCUCAAAUAUUGGCUUCAAUAAUCCAGAAUCAGUCAGGCUAAUGUACACAAACUGUUUUAAUAGGUUGUCCCCCUUCAGCUAGAAAUACUCUACAUUACUGAGAUGCAUUAACAAAAAUCAUGCUGUUAUGUUUGAGGCCUCUUGCCUAUAUUUUUCCUUCUUUCCUCCACCCAUUGGUUUCCAUUAAUUUCUAUAAAAUCUGAGAAGAAAUUAUUAGGAAACUCUUGUAACUUUCCAUCCGUCAACAUCAGGUCUGCAAUAAUUGGUGUUAAAGUAGAAUUAGUCACCCAAAUGUGCACUUAAGAAACUACCACAGACAAAGACUGAAGCUCUAACCCAACUAUUACCUGGACUUGAUGCUCACUGUGGUGGAUUACACGCCUGUAGCAAGUUUCAGGAGUCUGUGAAUUUAUCUUGAAUUCAUACAGCAAAAAUUAAAAAGGUGUAUCUGUAAUGUAAUACAGUGAACAUGUUUAGUUGUUAAGGGGAUAUUCUUAUAAAAAAAUUGUAAGCUCAAAUUUUUAGCUCAAAUUCCCUAGAUCAUAUGGCAUAAUAAGGACCAAGUGCUGGUAUUGAACUGUUGAAAAGCCUCUUCUUGUAAUUUCUUACCUAAAAAAAAAUAAAGAGCAACUGACAGAUUUAUCUAUUUUUUCCAGUUUCACGGCUCUUUUGAAUUGCAACUUGUUUUAAUUUGUCGUGGCUACCUUUGCUACUGUGGUUCCUGUACAGCUUCGUCCAUGCUCUCCAACGAUGUCCGUUAAUAAAUGGCUAUGCACUGCAACAAACA